AUGAUGAACCCCUAUCAUUACCUACCCACAACACUUCUCCUCACAACCAAGUUAUUAAUCCAACUAGCACUCAAAUUCACCACCCCAUCAUCAAAAGCAAACCAAUCUCACACACAACAACUGGAAAAUUCCUCGAUCACCUCUGAGAAAAAAUGCACACCGGAGCUACGGAGAACCAAGCAGGAAAAAUCUGGGCAACGAUGCGCGCUACCAACAACCACCCUUCCGAAUUCACCAUCUUCCCUGUACAACAGACACAAAAAUACACUCGGUCACUCAAACUUUCUACCUGCAAACCCCAUUCCCUCAAAUGAGCUACAACUACACCCUAAAAGGAUACUACAACCCCUACCAAUUCCCUCUAACCUACGGAAACAACCUCCAACUUCACCACCAAAAGUACUAUCAUCAAGCAACCCAAACCCCACCAACACGGCAACAGGAGGAAACACUACCACAACAAAUUUCAAGGCACUGGAAUUUCGACUUCAUGGUGCAACAAGUAACUCUACUGAUGGGGAACACGUCCACCCUAUCACACUAUGUCUCCCAAGGACUCCACUCAAACAUGAGGAUGUAGCAUGCGCACCAACUAUUGCAAGUCCACGAAAUCAUAGCACUGGAACUCAACAAUCAGAUCCUGGACAUGCAGGCAGCAGAAACCACUCAACAAGCACCGGAUCAACAUUAACGAUGGAGUACACCCUCACCACCCAACUUUUGGAGCAUAUCACCAACUAUGGCGCCCCAGCCUGCUUUACCAGAACCACAAGAGAAAGAACAGGUUGUACCGCUCUUGCCAUAAUUUCUAUUGGAGGAGCUACAACGCCUGGAAACUCCACCACUACCACCAAGGACAUCAGGCAUAGGACCAUUUCAGGCAAGCAUCCUAGAUCAACUUCUCCAGAAUAUCACAAUAAUGGAGCCUCUAACACUCACCCCGCCCCAUAA
Molecule: messenger RNA, 951 nt
Organism: Nicotiana attenuata
Lineage: Eukaryota; Viridiplantae; Streptophyta; Magnoliopsida; Solanales; Solanaceae
Exons: 1
Coding region: 1-951 (316 amino acids)
Source: RefSeq, a predicted model, not a curated record